This is a messenger RNA of Trichomonas vaginalis G3, 2451 nucleotides long. Its product is annotated as structural constituent of cell wall. The transcript has a single exon. The coding region runs from base 1 to 2451 and encodes 816 amino acids. The record is from RefSeq and is a predicted model, not a curated record. Lineage: Eukaryota; Parabasalia; Trichomonadida; Trichomonadidae.
AUGAUUCUAUUCUUUUUAUUACAAUACGAAGAUCCAUCAACAGGAGUCGAAUAUGACUCGAAUGGAAGAAGAUCUAUUAUCAGUACUCCAACAAAAUUAACAAAUUUUGUGGUUCCUUCUUCUGUUGAAUAUAUCAAAGGAGGUGAUUCUUCUAAGAAAAGUUCUUUCUUCAAUUGUCGAUCUUCUAUUGUAUCUGUCGUUUUCGAGACAGGAUCAAAACUUUCUAAUAUCGAUGAAUGGGUUUUCGCCGAUAGUUCUUUGCAAACAAUUGAUAUGGAAGCUUGCACAGAAUUAGAGCAGUUGAGUAGAGGUCUUUUCCAAAAUGCAGCAAAAUUAUCGAGUAUUAAAUUUCCUAAAAAUUUAAAAAGACUUAGGGCAGGGUGUUUCUAUUUAUGUAGCUCUCUCAAAGCAGUUACAUUCCCUGAUUCACUAGAAAGAAUUGAUGCAUAUGAAGGUGGUUUCAAUCGAAUGUUCUUUAAACAACUUGAAUCUGUUUCAAUUAGCAGGGAAUCAAAUUUAACAGCAAUUUAUGCUGAUGCAUUUAUGGAUUCCAAACUGAAAUAUUUUUAUAUCCCUUCAAAAUUAACAACAAUAACUCCUUCUGCAUUUUCUAACGUCCCAAUAGAACGGUUUGAAAUAGAUGAUAGAAAUCCUGUAUUUAAAACAGAUGGAAAAGUUAUUUUUGCUAAUUCUAAUAAUGUUACUUUAUUUUUAGUAUCUUCCGCAGUAUCUGGAACCUUCCAAGUCCCUUCUUUUGUCACAAAAAUAAGUUCUCAUUGUUUUCGAGGUGGUUCCGUUCAAAAGAUAAUAUUACAUAACAAAAUCACUAAAAUUGACAAUUGGGCCUUCGCUUCUACAGACAUAGUUCAGUUUGAUUAUGUUUCAAGUAUAACAACCAUAGAACAUUCAACUUUUAAAUAUGCUGCACUACUUGAAACUGUAAAUUUGUCGGAUACGAUUAUAUCAAUUGGAGAAAGUGCAUUUUACUCAUGUCACAAGCUUAAAAAUAUAGUGUUACCGUCUAGAUUACAAAAAAUUGAUAAUCUUGCUUUUGGAAAUUGUGAAUCAUUAACAAAACUAAUUUUACCAGGUACUGUAACUUCCAUGGGCCAGUCUGUUUUCACAAAUUGCUUGCCAACUUUCGAGUUGGAUUGCACACAAAACGAUAAUUUUUAUCUCGACAACGGAAUGUUCUUCAUUGAUUCAAGACACACAUUGUCCGAAUACUUCGGUAAUAGUAACCGAACGGAUAUUUCAAUUCCUCCUGAAUGCACAUCUAUUGCCUUGUCUGUUUUUGAAAAUUCAAACAUAAGAAAUGUUGUUUUCUCAAACAGUGCAGAGUUAAAUGUUGGAAAAGGUGCUUUUUAUUUAUCUGAAGUUGCACAUGUUACAUUUCCUUCAUCAUUGAAAUCAUUAGGAGAUUAUUGCUUCAAGAAUUGUAAACAAUUAGAAACAAUUAUAUUCCAAGGUAACUCUAUAACGGAAAUUCCUUCCGAAUGUUUUUCAGGAUGCACAAAACUAAGAGAUUUCGUUCUUCCUAGCAGCAUUGAAGUCAUCAAUAUAAAGGCAUUUCUUUCAUGCACUUCAAUAGGAGAUGUUUUACUUGAUAAAACAAAUGUUCGAACAAUUCUUGCUGAAGCUUUCAAAGAUUCAGGUUUAUCAAAAAUUGCAUUGCCUUCUACAGCAGAAACAUUAGAUUACAGCUGCUUCCAGAACACAAAAACAACAAGUUUCUCUGCAGCAUGCAAUAUAUCAAUGUUUUGUCUAAAGAACUCUGUUUUAUUGACAACAGUUACAUUGAAACAAUGUGUUGUAACAAUUGGAGAUAGCGCUUUUGAAGGUUGCACAGAACUAGAAUCAGUAAGCCUUUCAGCUUCUGUUGAAUCAAUUCGAUACUAUGCGUUCCAGAGUUGUGCUGAAUUAUCAAAAUUCAAUAUCGAACUUAACAGCAAUCUUAACGAAAUUUAUGGCGGAUGUUUCAACAAUUGUCCAAAUCUUGUAAAUUUGGUACUUGACAGCCAAGAACGGAAUUUGAGAUUUUCGAAUGGAGCUUUGACUGAUUGGGCAGAAACAAAGAUCAUCUGUUUCUUACCUGGAAGCAAUAUUAACACAUUCAUUGUACCAACGAGUAUGAGAACAAUAGGAAACUAUGCGUUCCAAGGUGCAGCGAGAUUGACAAGAGUGUUAUUCAAUGGUAACCAAAUCAAUGAUAUUGGAUACCAAGCUUUCAAAGGAUGCACAAACCUUAACUUUCUGUUCUUUAACUCUCCAAGUCUAACUGUGUUAAAUCCUUCAGCUUUUGAAGACUGUCCAUCCCUUCAACAAUGUGGAACUGUUUCUUGUCCAACGAGUCUCCAAAGUCUCUUUAAAGCUGCAAAAUUUAAAGAAAUCUGCUUUAAAGUCGACUGUCCAAUGAAGAAUGAGUGUACUGUUAUGUGCAGGCUAACAUAA